Messenger RNA from Physcomitrium patens, 2960 nucleotides. Its product is annotated as myb-related protein Pp2. The record is from RefSeq and is a predicted model, not a curated record. NCBI's taxonomy places the organism in Eukaryota, Viridiplantae, Streptophyta, Bryopsida, Funariales, Funariaceae.
CUGCAUUGGCGUAUGAGUGCGCCAUUUGAGAAAACCUUAACUCGAACCCUUAGUACCUUGUCUAGUGCUAGAUUAUUGUUUGGUAUCCAGCCGAACAACCACAGAGGGCCACCCUCGAAAAAGCCCUAGCGCAAGGAUUCAACAGAGCAAAGUAGUUGAUGAAUUGAUCGCGCCUACAAGAACUAUACAACCGCGACUAGCCGCCUGUAUUGCAAGCAGAAAUCACCAUUGUUUCCUGGACAGAUUCAUCUACCGGAAAACGCGGAGAGUUCCGCCUAUCCCCGAUGCGAAUUCCCACGAGAGGCUAUUUGAAGUCACAACUAUCUUUCUGUGCUUAUUACGUACAUCCCACCCUCACCAAAUCCUACCUGCCUUCCUUCCUGCUUGAGGGAGCAGCCCAGCUUGAGACCAGAUCCUACCUUCCCCUGCUGCUGCCGCUUGCGCACCAGGUGGUAAUGUGUGGUUUCUUCAGACGGCAGUUGUUGAAGCUAUUCUGAGCGCGAAAAAGGUAUUUGCGAGACAGACUUCGAGGGCAUGGGGAGGAAACCAUGCUGUGAGAAAGCGGGUUUGAAGAGAGGGCCGUGGACGGUCGAAGAGGAUCAGAAGCUUGUUUCUUACAUCACCAAUAAUGGCUUGGGAUGUUGGCGAGCUACCCCCAAGCUCGCAGGAUUGUUGCGAUGUGGGAAGAGCUGUCGGCUUCGAUGGAUCAACUACUUGAGGCCCGACCUUAAGCGAGGCAUAUUCAGUGAGGAGGAAGAGAAUCUGAUUCUUGACGCACAUGCCACUUUAGGCAACAGAUGGUCUCGAAUUGCGGCGCAACUCCCAGGCCGCACUGAUAAUGAAAUCAAGAAUUACUGGAACACAAGGUUGAAGAAAAGACUUCGCAGUCAGGGUCUUGAUCCCAACACGCAUUUGCCUUUGAGAACUGACAGGUCGGACGGCACUGGGGGUGAUACUGAUGUUGAAGAUGGCGAUUGUUCCGACGCCACCAUGAGUGACGCUACCAAAUCCAAGAUCAAAGUCAAGAGAAAGGCGAAAUUCCAGGAAACUGUAAAGGUCCGACAACCCAAAGGCCCAAAGCCAGCCCCGCAGCUCAAAAUGUGUCAGAGCGAGGAAGGGCCAGUGCUUCUCAAGGUGUCCAAGUGUCCUCAGUCAUCCACUAGGAUCAAUCCCAGCCGGGCCCGCAACUUCGAUGAUGACUCAGAGCACUCUUCCAGCAGCCCCGCCAGCAGCACGAUUACCACCAAGUCUGCUGAGGAUCAUCAAGAUUCGAGCAGUUUUGUUAGAUCGCUAACCAGCGCGCCUUCUUUUCCUGAAGCAGAACUAUGGAAUUGCAUCAAGCCGAGUACGAAUUCCAUCACUACAGGCGCUUUAUUGAGCGAUUGGGACUCUAAUCGUGGACUUGACUCCUCUCUUCCUUGUCCUUAUCUUCAUUCUAACACCGAGCCCCCGAAACUCGAAGAGUGCAAACCAUUAGUCACUCCACCUUUGACCCAGGGAGUGUCGCCUUCACAUGACACCAUGGAUAUAGGGAUGCAGAGAAACAUGCAUGUCAGUUCACAGCCGUCUUUAGAGGUGGGAGAGAAUUACUGUUCAAUUUUUCAAGGAACAUGCUUUCCUCAACUGGAGAUGGACAUGUCGUGGACCAUGGAAGGAGAGAUAAGUCAUGCUACUCCAGAGCCCAUAUUUGCUCUUGCCCCUCCCAUCAGUGCUGGUUUGUAUGGAGAGGUAUUGCCGCCUGCUCCUCGCGACUCGUCGCAGGAGAUGCAGAGGUUGGCUGCGCUUUUGGAUCUCAUUUGAUUCUUUGGGAGCUGUAUUGAGCAUCCUACCCACAUCCAGGCCGCUGUCUGGUUCGAGAGUGAUUGCGGGCAUGCCCCGUCGAGAGAGUGACUUUGUAGAUCUUCAUCUGCUGAAAGUGAUGUAGCUCACGUGUUACUUGCGUGAGAGUGAUUUAGCAGGUCUUGAUUUACCGAGAGUGAUGAGAAUCGCAGAUCAUCUGCUGAGAGUGAUGUCAGUUGAAGAUGAUCCGUUUACCGAGAGUGAUUCCUUGAUACCGUCAAAAUUCCGCCAUUAGCUGUAUCUGUCCAGAUCUCUGCUUGCAUGGCAUGAAGAUUUUCUGGUAGCGUCCGAGAGGCAGUGCAGUAAUUAAAUGCGGUUUGCAGUUCGAGGGUAAACCACUUUUCGCGGGUCUAUCAUCUCUCACUUUGCUUAUCCUAUAUUUAAUGGCCCUAUGCACAUGGCGAUGGCGACUGAGGUAGACUUGAGCUCCUACAGGGUGUAGUGAAGGUAACAUGAAGCACAUGUCCGCAUGUGAAUCACCACUACAGACCUUCCUGUACUUCGAAUAACGAUCAUCUGGAUGGCCGACGGAAGUGGCCUGUACUUUCACUGCAAGACAAUUUCCAAGUACCCUGGGGACAGGUUUUUGAAGUCAGAAAGCUGUGUAUAGAAUUUUUUCUCUUUGAAGGGAAACGACGACGUUACGACGGAGUGAUACCGUUGAUGCGAAUGGCGAUUACCCUUCUCGUGUUUAGUGAAGAGAAAGGGUCUACAGCCUUUCUUUGUGCAGCAACUCCUGAGAAUCCAACCCAAGAUGUAAUGCCCCAGCUUGCUACUGAGCUUGCGACGAGCGUUCUCUCGGACGUAAAUUCAGAUUACUUUCUUUUUUGUAGUUAUUUUUCUUUAUUGGUACCUCUGAUGUAGACCCUUUUUGCAGUUCCUUUUGUUGGGCUCUCAGUUUGGAUACCAUUGCAUUGGUUAAAACAGACGGGAUAGCUUUUUAAGCAAAACAUCAAAGAACUUGAAAGUUUUUACACUGGGAUAUAUCAGCUUCAUGCCAUCAUUUGGUAUCGCAUCCGUCAAGCUCUUGAUGGAGGGUCGUCUACACCUCUUUGAAUGUUGCAAUACAGACCUAUCUGUGUCUAGCAUGAAUUUGUACUAAUGUUAUCUAAAUUCCUUUC